AUGUGCAGUCGACGGAUGGCUUUGCCCAGAUUCGCCGGCUGCAGCUGCUGGGCUAUGGUUUACAAUGGAAUUCCGGCGGCGGGGCAGAAGGUGGUGUUGGACGCCGCGAACUUCUUGGCUAAGAACGUCUGUUGUCACAAAAUCGCGACAAAAUGCUUCUUCAUUAUGUGUAGCGGUCGCGAGAUCGGCUAUAAAUUCGGUCGGCCGACUUGUGAAUCUCAGCAGUUAACGAGCCGAGAAGUUGGGGUCGCUGAAGUCGGUCCGUCUGCGGGAAAGAUCGAUCGCGAUUUGAGGAAGGUGACCGAGUCAGAUCUCGGUUUGAAGAUCGACUAUUGUGAAGAAGCCUCGUGA
Messenger RNA from Striga asiatica, 351 nucleotides. The record is from the annotation of a GenBank genome assembly. NCBI's taxonomy places the organism in Eukaryota, Viridiplantae, Streptophyta, Magnoliopsida, Lamiales, Orobanchaceae.